Molecule: messenger RNA, 697 nt
Organism: Drosophila biarmipes
Lineage: Eukaryota; Metazoa; Arthropoda; Insecta; Diptera; Drosophilidae
Exons: 2
Coding region: 39-632 (197 amino acids)
Source: RefSeq, a predicted model, not a curated record
GAAAACGGUUGCUAAUAGUUUGCUAAAACAACGUCAACAUGAAGUACACCAUUCUUGCCCUGGCUGUCUGCCUAGUCUGCGUAAACGCAUUGGUUGUGCCCUUCCCCAGCGAGGACUCCUCGCAGGAUCUGGUCGAAAGGACCGAUGCCAACGUAGCUGUGGAGGACUUUAGCUUCUUCAACACCAGCUACAAGAUCCUAAAGGUCACCCUGCGCAGCAUCAAGGGCUUCAACUGCAUCCUCAAGUGGGUGGCUGGCAUCCAGGACAGCGCCGUGCAGUUCAACGUCAACGUGGUCUCCUGCGGCGUCACCGCCAGCAAGGAUGUGACCAACCUGAUCAACGCCAACGCCCAGAUCAUCAGCACCUGCAACGACCUCAUCAACCUGAAGUCCAACACCUGCGCCCAGGUGGACGACGAGGAGCCCAAGAUCACCAACAGCUGCUUUGCCAAGACCCUGUCGAAGGUGUGGACCCUGAGGAAGCAGGUCAAGAGAGCCGUCGCCCUGGCCAAGAAGAUCCCACAAACCGGACCCAAUGCCGCCGUCUGUGUCAACGAUGCAGUCAACACCCUGACCACCUACUACACCGCCUUCCCCCAGAACAUGCUAGACUGCUCCAAGCUCACCUCUUAGAGGGUUUGUCUUUUAAAACCGAUUCAAGCUUGCAAUAAAAAAUCCGUGGUGAUCACAACAUUCUA